AAAUGAAAAUGCAAAUCAAGUUGCUCCCAUUGCUCUUUCUCAUCUCAUGCUUUCUAAUUGGUCUAAUUGCGACCCUCGAAACCGUCACCAUGUCAAACAACAAAGGUUUCAUACUCUCCGGCGAGAUCGCACAAGGUGAUCAACUUCUAGGUUUAACUCUCUCAAUCAUCGAAUUCAAUGGAGAUGCUGAGAGCAGGCAAUGGGAAUUUCCGAGGAGGAAAUUACAAGCUCAUGGAGGCAGUGGAGGUGGUGGAGCUGGUGGAGGUAAAGGAGCCCAUGGAGGUGGCGGGGGAGUCAUUACACGUCCACGAAAUGAGAGGCGGAAUGGUGCAUCCACCUUACUAACAUCUCCAAUUUCUCACACCGUAAUGCAAGUCAGUGUUGGAUGGCUCUUAGUUUUCAUUUUCUUGUUUUAAAUUAAAUGAGAAAAAGAUUACGAAUAUAAUUAAAGAGAAAGGGAGACUAUUAGUUUUAAUUGUCGUACUUUGGAAAAAAUAAUGUUUGUGAAAAUUAUCUAUUAAAUCAUUAUAAAAAGGCUUGUUUUGGUUCA
Magnolia sinica is the source of this 550-nucleotide messenger RNA. RefSeq lists its product as uncharacterized. The transcript is spliced from 2 exons. Lineage: Eukaryota; Viridiplantae; Streptophyta; Magnoliopsida; Magnoliales; Magnoliaceae. The record is from RefSeq and is a predicted model, not a curated record. The coding region runs from base 3 to 416 and encodes 137 amino acids.